Messenger RNA from Aphidius gifuensis, 1609 nucleotides. RefSeq lists its product as uncharacterized. The record is from RefSeq and is a predicted model, not a curated record. Gene Ontology annotation, cellular component: SCF ubiquitin ligase complex. Bases 269 to 1609 code for a protein of 446 amino acids. Gene Ontology annotation, biological process: SCF-dependent proteasomal ubiquitin-dependent protein catabolic process. NCBI's taxonomy places the organism in Eukaryota, Metazoa, Arthropoda, Insecta, Hymenoptera, Braconidae. The transcript has 4 exons. Gene Ontology annotation, molecular function: protein binding.
CUUUCCACUAUUAUAUUGAAUAUUGAAGCACACAAAGGCAAAUUGUAUAUCUGUGUGAACAACUUCAUGUACGCACUCACAGUUCUUGCAUAGCCUUCAUUCUUGAUGCUUCAAAGUUCAAAGUUCAAGCCUUGUCGUUAUUAACGUUACAAAAAAUAUAAACAUAAAUAUAAACAGUUAAAAAAAAACUUCAACAAAAAUGCCGCUUGAUAGCAUCUAACCGACUGCAAAAUAAUUUAUCUAAAACUUGUUAAAAAAAUAUAAACCUAUGCAAAUACCAUGGAGUAGAUCUUCACCUAUAAGACAAAUUUCAACACAUUGCAGCAAAAUAGAAAAUAAGAUAUACGGUUAUCAUGCUGAUCAUUCAUAUGCCAAAGAGGAACUAACAAUGGAACGUGUUAAUGAUGAUUGCCUGGCUGAAAUAUUCAUGUAUCUUCCAGCAUGUGAAAGACCAAAAAUUGCAUUGGUGUGUAAACAAUGGAAAAGAGUCCUUGAUUAUUAUGCUUGGUUUAAUGUCAAAAAAAUUAAACUAACUUAUUGGAGAUAUGAUGAGUAUCAAAAUUUUUUAACGAAAAAUUAUCCAACAACCGAUGGACAAUUUAGUUUUUUAAAAUCGCUUCUUAAUAAAUGUGGUCGUUAUUUAAGAGAAUUAGACUUGACAACAUAUAGCCAUUGUAACAUAGUACCAGUUGUCAAUGAGUCUUGUCCAAAUCUCGUAGAACUUCGAAUAAGAAUUGAAUGUAUGGACGAUGCAAUAUUCGAUAAUGCAUUUACACAUCUUUUGAAACUAAAAGUAUUGAAAAUUAUAUUUCAAUGUUUUAAAACGCCCGAUACAUUUAUACCUGUUACUUUAAUCAAUUCAUUGUUAAAUGUUGCUGAUACAUUGACUGAACUGAAUUUGUCAAAUUGGUCUGAAUGCAUAGAGGGCUAUACUAAUUUUCCACGUGAAAUCACAAGUGUGGUUUCUAAACUGAAGGCCUUGAAAAAGUUUCAAUUUGCUGGUAUAAGUAGUCCCAAAAGUUUAAUCAAUUAUUUAGCUUUGACAGAAUCUACAUUAGAAGUCACUAGUGACGAGUGUAAAUAUAGUGAAAAUAAAUUGGAUUCCUUAAAAAAAUAUACUUCGGUCAAGAGCUUAUAUAUUAUAAAUUCCCAAGUUACUGAUGAUUUUUUAUAUAAUGUUGCCAAUGUCAUGGAAAAAUUAGAAUCACUGCGAAUUUAUGGUCCUUGGAUAACCGAUGCUGGUAUAGUAGCAAUUUCAAAGAUGAAUUAUUUAAGAAAUCUUGAUUGCUUCGGGUUUAAUAACGUCACUGACUCUUCAAUUAAAUUACUCAAAAAUAUGGAAGUUGUGAUGUUACCAUUCAGCAAUAAAAUUACAAAUGAAUCAGCCAUAAAAGUUCUUGAAAAUUCACCAGAUUUAGAAUAUUUUAGCGUUAAGAACACAAGUGUAACUUUUGAAUUGGUCGAGAAAGCAGAAAAAAUAUCAAGCGAUCGUAAAAAAAGGUUGGAAGUGGUCAUGUCAGGUCCCGAUGGUAUGCCCGACUUAACCCUUGAAUCUGAUUAUUUAACAGUCGAUUGUGAACAAAAAGAUGAACAAUAUAACAAAAAUUAG